Molecule: messenger RNA, 1368 nt
Organism: Alternaria rosae
Lineage: Eukaryota; Fungi; Ascomycota; Dothideomycetes; Pleosporales; Pleosporaceae
Exons: 3
Coding region: 184-1170 (328 amino acids)
Molecular function (GO): protein binding
Source: RefSeq, a predicted model, not a curated record
AGUUCUGAGCGCCCAGAGGGCGGUGUUGUAAAUGCGUAUAUACAGCAGCGGUGCUGCAGGGACGUGGUCUCAUCUGUGACCUCUGACAUUGUCGCAAUAACCGCACAGUCCAAGUAAGCCUCGAAAGAUACCUGCAGCGCGAGCUUUUACGUGGUAUCCUUGCACCUGCCAAAUACUACCGAGAUGUUUGUAACUCCUGUCAUCGUUAGUAGCCAUGUUCUGGAUCCUUCUGCUAUAUAUGGCUCGAAGCGAGGCAGCGUAGUUCGCAAUGAACUUUCGCAAAGACAUAGUAUAGCUUCUUCCGACGCAUCCUUCGGCUGUCUCCAUCGGACGUCCUCCACGAGUUCCAACGCCUCAAUUUCAACUGCAGCCUCUUCCACUCCUUCAAUCAGCGACCAAAAUCGCCGUCCCAAGCAUCGCAAGACUAUCUCGAACAGCUCAAUAGCCCGACUUUUCUUACAGAAGAACAAGCCCCAAGACGUUCGCCCAAAGCAAGCCGAAGCAUUGCCCACUUCAGCUUCUGUAACGCCUACUCCGUCUUCGCCCAUGACCGUUGCCACCUCGAAUUCACCACCUGCUGCGGAGUGGCAGUGCUCUGAUCUAGUGGUGCGAUCUAAGCGGGAUGUUUACCACGUCGAUAGGUCGAUCAUGUGCUAUCAUUCGCGAUGGUUUGCACGGGUCUGCGCAGUUGUUAUGUCGCCCAAAUCGUCAAAAGGUAUUAUCGAUCUGAGCGCCGACGACCCAGCAGCCGUCGCAGCCAUGAUGCAGUACUGCUACCAACUGGAUUACACGGAUCAAUUAGCUGGCUCAGACCUUGUUGUACCCGAGGACGUCACUCUGCGCUCUCAUGUUGACGUGUAUAUGCUUGCAGAGCGAUACGGGAUAGCCGGCUUGAAGGCACUCGCACUCAAGAAAUUCGAGGACCUCGCGGCCAAGGUGGUCGAUGGCGAGGAACAGCAACUACUGCAUGCAAUUCGUGCUAUUUACGCACCUGAGCGAACAGCCAAUGCAGAAGAUCUCAAGAGGGUGGCGAUCAAGCUCUGCGCUGACCACGUGCAAGCCUUCAUACAUGGUACGGGCAGAACUAUGGCGCUUGUAUACGAGUCAAUGGACGAGCUACCGGACUUCAGAGCGGACCUGUUCGACGAGAUGGCAUCUCGCUGGAAAUAGCGUACGACCGGUAGAGACCGUCUCGGUGACAGUGAAAGGAGCCGAGCCAGUGUGCCGCUUUCGACAACUAGGCAAGCGCGCUACCAGUGUUGACUAGUUCCGAGAUUACAUUGGGCCUACAGUUUUCACGCCUCACUGGAAGAUGUGUCCACCGUCCUCAAUUCAUUGGCUCGACAAUAGAAUGUAUGGACUUGACAG